CCAUUCGCCACUUCCAGGCCUGUCUUGUCCCGGGCUUGCUUCGGUUUCAUUCGGUUAAUAAACGCGCGCGUCGAUCAGUCCAUCACGAGCCGUCGCGUGGCUCGGGUUCUUUAAACUUUUCAUCCUCUGACUCGCUUCUCUUUCUCUUCCUCCUUUCUUUUCUUCAUCGAUCGGACACCGAAUCGGGCAUGUGUCGCUAGUUUGGCUACGUUCGACGCCCCCUUUUUUGGAUAUUAGUGAUCCGGAAGCUGAACCCUCGGUAUCAGCAAGCAGGUGACAAUUAGAGGCCGACAGCAUGAGGAACUCAACGCUCCUGAAAUGGGCGCAGAACUCUGCGAAUAGUAAAAAUCAAACGAGCAAGAAUGGGACGACUAGAAACUGGAUACACCCACCGGAUGCGCUCCAAAAAGGCCACAUCGCCUACCUGGUCAAGUAUCUGGGCAGCACGGAAGUCGACCAGCCAAAAGGUAUCGAUGUGGUGAAGGAAGCGAUCUGCAAGCUGAAGUUCAACCAACAGCUUCGGAAGAGCGAAGGCACAAAGACUCCGAAGGUCGAGCUGACCAUCAGCAUCGAUGGUGUUGCGAUUCAGGAGCCGAAGACGAAAACAUCGCCGAAGCGGAUUAUGCACCAGUACCCACUGCACAGAAUAUCCUACUGCGCCGACGACAAAGGCGAGAAGAAGUUCUUCAGCUUCAUCGCGAAGGAAGAGGACGCGGAGAGGCACACGUGCUUCGUCUUCGUCAGCGAUAAGCUGGCCGAGGAGAUCACGCUGACGAUUGGCCAAGCGUUCGAUCUAGCAUACAGGCGGUUCUUGGAGACCUCGGGAAAGGAUCUAGAAACACAGAGGCGAUGCAUGGUUCUGCAACAGAAGAUCAAGCGAUUGGAGCAUGAGAAUAAUGUGUACCGCCAGCGAUUACAAGAUAUUGCUGCUAUUAAAGGCUCGGCGGAUGUAUCGGCUUACUUGUCGCAGCACAACCUACCGGAUAUCCUACACGUCCCUGGGGCAUCAGGCGAGACAACGCAGGUGAACGGAACUAGCAACAAGUCCUCUCUGAACACCAGCAACGAUACUAAUGGAAAUACGCCGAACGGAUCGCAACCACCUCCGGUUCCUCCGAGAAGUUUUGAGAAGACUUUUGAUGAUAACUUUAUGGCGAGUGAGCCACCAAUUCCUACACCAUCGGUUGGCACUAAGCUGGAAGGACUGCUGAUGGACGAGUUCGAGGAAGAUUUUAAUCCAAGAGCGUAUGAAACAGCGUCCAAUGGCAUAGCGAAUCAUCAAACAAAUCAUAAUCCUCUUUUGAAUGGACAGAUAUCACCGAGUUCGAACUUCUUUUCUCAGAGUAAUGGCACUACAAGUCCUCCUCCAUUGUUGGCUCCACCACCAAAGGCAAAGGAUUCUAGACGCCAAAAUGGAGUGAAGGAGGAUUUAUUUGGCAGCAUUCCCUUCAACCCACCACCACCGAUGAAUGUAAAAAAUGAGUUCAAUGAUCCGUUUGAGAUGGGCGAGUUUGGAGCACCCACGACGAUAACCAAUCCGAGCCAGCAGGAAUUGGAAAACGCUAUUGGCCUUUUAGAUAAGAAACUACUUGAAAUGAAAGAUGGUUUUAGUAGAGGUCUUUCCAUCGACACCGAUGACUUCUCGCUGGAAAGCUUGGACCCCCUACGAAACUGAACGGAAAGCAACCCUUUAAAAAAGGGAGAGACAAGGGAAAGGCCAAUUAUGCAUUAUAUGUUCGUUAGAGAGCAUAAAAGUCCAGGAAACGUAUAGGCAAAUUAGGAACUACAUUUAUACAAAGCCAAAAUUAGUCAAUUAUUAUUAUAAUUAUUCUAAUCGUAUAUUUAUCGUGAUGUAUGAUAUUUAUCACACGCCUACUAAAUAUUGACAGUAGUGUUAAGCUUUGAUACCGAUCAGUGCAGGAUGUUACAUCGCUAAAAGAUCUUGAGAAAACGAAUGGUAUUGAUACUCGCAUUGAUUCCGCUAUUAAUACUGUUUGUUUUUUCUUGGGAGGAAUUUAAUUGUUUUAACGCACUGUGAGAAAACAAAAAAAGAUUGAUGAGGUUAUUGAAUCGAAAAUAAUUAGAAUCUCAGACUCCUUAGAAAUCCUCCGUGCCUUCUACUAAAUUGUUAUAUUUACAUAUGAAGGAACAAAAUGCUAUUUGGAAAUCUUAUGAAUAGAAGAUACUCUAUUCAAUGAAUGAAGUCUUUUCCCAAGAGAAUGGGAAUUGCCACCCUUCCACAUAAUCAAUUGCAAUCGCAGCAAAGUGGCGAUCCGAUAUUUCUUUUAUCGGGGAAUGUUUGAGAACAAUACCGACAAUAGUCGUGUCCUUAUUAUCAUAAGGUUUCAAGAGAAAUUAAUAAUAUAUUUUUAUGCAGAUAUAAUCUAACUUAGGGCCAACUACGUCUGUGCAUUUCUCGCGAUGCGAAUUCGUAGAAGAAAACAGAAUCGAGAAACUAACUAAAAUAGUGAUAAUCAUUACUCUACUAAUAGAUGUGCCUGUAUGAAUAACAUCUGAAAUAUUUCCAUUGAAAUCAUUCCCUAUUUUUUCCUUCGAUCGUUACUCCACUUUCCAAGAAGACACAUAAGGGAAAAGCGGAUUGGCAUGAAUGUCGUUGAAGACUUUUAGUCCCGAUUUUUGCAGACGUUUAUGUGUGUCGAGAUCAUGCAAUGUUUGGAGACCGUGCAAGCCGAUGCGUUUGAUACAGUAAAAGGAAGGUUAUUAAUUGUGUACAUAUGAAAUGCUGUUUUAUUAUUGUUGCUCUAUUGUUUAAGCAUUAUCGUUAAGAAUAUAAUGCGUGAAUAAUGUAACCAAGAAA
Messenger RNA from Megalopta genalis, 2818 nucleotides. RefSeq names its product PTB domain-containing engulfment adapter protein 1. The record is from RefSeq and is a predicted model, not a curated record. Lineage: Eukaryota; Metazoa; Arthropoda; Insecta; Hymenoptera; Halictidae.